Messenger RNA from Lithohypha guttulata, 456 nucleotides. RefSeq lists its product as uncharacterized. The record is from RefSeq and is a predicted model, not a curated record. The transcript is spliced from 2 exons. Bases 1 to 456 code for a protein of 151 amino acids. NCBI's taxonomy places the organism in Eukaryota, Fungi, Ascomycota, Eurotiomycetes, Chaetothyriales, Trichomeriaceae.
AUGACCUUGGCAAAGAUCAUCGAAAUCACUCACACGGUCAUCAUGUCCUUGAUCAUCACCUACUUCCUCACGUCGAACUCAUCAGAGAUGCUUGGAAUAACCGCCGUCACCACCUACUUCAGCAUCAGGUUCACCAGGGAGGUCUUCCAGCAGCAAAGCAACAAUAAUACCGGUCGAGCAGCAUCCCAGCGUCAACCCUGCAAAGACUUUCUUUACGCAGUCUCCACUCGCUUCCUGGUUACCCUCGUCAUCAUUGGAAGCAUCACACGCCCCAAGACAACAUAUGGCAUAAUUCUUGCUAUUCUACUUUUGCAAAUCUAUCAGAGGUGGACAGAGAAGCCCGGAAAUGUUGGCGCUCGUGACCCAUCACGGUUCCCAACUGUUGUGCCGGAUGAUAAUGUACUUGAGUAUCAUCACGAUUUCCACAAUCUGAUUGAGGCUGAAGGGGAGGAAUGA